CUUGAAGCGAAACAGAACAGCAGUGUAGACGCCAGAAGGCAUUACAAUGUCCAUCAAAUUCAGUGGCUGGGAAGUGUUCUGUGAGAAAUCACGGGACUUGAAACCAGGCCAGGCGCCAAAGUCAAGCCGUGGCUACACUAUGUACCACGGAACACACAAGACCAACGCCACGGCCAUCAUAUCCUCCGGGUUCAGGCCCUCUGCAGGGGGGAGGCUGGGACCUGGAGUCUACUGCAGCAGAAACAUCAACAAGGCCAUGGGUUAUCCCGCAUUUUGCCCGCCCAAUGAAAGAGUGGUCCUGAAGCUCAGUGUGAGGGUUGGGAAGGUGAAGAAGAUAGACGGCCAGGCCGCAGGCAUGUCACACACCUGGCAUCAGCAUGGUUACGACACAGCCUGGCUGCCCCCCACUGCUGGGUUGGAGGAGGACUGUGUUUGGGAUCCUAAGCGGCUCACCGUGGUUGGCAUAGCACACUGCACAGACCCAGCUACAAAGACGUCUCUUGAGACACUUAUAAAGAAACAACAAAAGGAACCGCAAGGGGGCCAAAACACACAGAAAAGUGCCAAAUGUCAGGUCUGUGGAAAUCAGACAGAGUUAAACCACACUAUAGAAAAGUGUUGGGAAUGCAAGGCUGCAAUUUGUCCAUUCAUGGACAAGCAUGUUUGCCACAAACGUGGUUGAUUCAAGAUGUCUUCCCAUCAAUAGGUUGAUCCCCUCCCUGUUAUUUCCCUAAAUAUUUCUUUAUUUCUUGUAUUAUAUCGUAACCCAUCAAGUUAAUAUUGGGAAAUAAUUAUUCAGCAACAAUUAAUUAUGAAAAUAGGCCUAUGUUUACGGUGAUUGACAGGUUUUCUGAUAAGUUGGUUUAUUUGUCUCAGGAUCAAGGUGUAAUAGUGUAAGCACUGUAAUUCUUAAUUUCAGACGGACCACAAACUGACUAUGGACGGUCAUGCAUAUGCAGCACUCUGAAUAAAUGUCAUGCCCAGUGUAGGCCUACUUAGCCUACAUCUGCUU
Messenger RNA from Alosa alosa (allis shad), 1012 nucleotides. RefSeq lists its product as uncharacterized. The record is from RefSeq and is a predicted model, not a curated record. Lineage: Eukaryota; Metazoa; Chordata; Actinopteri; Clupeiformes; Clupeidae. The transcript is spliced from 2 exons. Bases 47 to 682 code for a protein of 211 amino acids. Gene Ontology annotation, molecular function: NAD+ poly-ADP-ribosyltransferase activity. Gene Ontology annotation, cellular component: cytoplasm.